CCGUCCUCCCCAACCUUAGGCUCGCGCCCGACACGGCGGCCUCCCCGUCCGGGCGCCCUCACGCGCGCGAUGGCCCCGUCUCCUCACCGCCUCCUCUCCCUCGUCGUCGUCACCAUUGCCGCGGCGCUCCCGGCGGCCGUCGUCGCGGAGAACAACAGCAUGCCCGUCGCCGACGCGCUGGUGAAGCUCAAGAAGUCCUUCACCAACUCUUCGUCGCUCUCCUCGUGGCUCAUCACCGACAAGGACGGCGACAACCACCCCUGCGCGCCCGGCUCCCACGAGUGGCACGGCGUGGUGUGCUCCGGCGGCGGCAAGCUCACGGGCCUCCGCCUCAACGGCCUCGAGCUCGGCGGCACCAUCGACGUCGACGCGCUCGCCAGCUUCCCGCGCCUCAGGUCCGUCUCCUUCGCCGGCAACAACUUCUCCGGCCCGCUCCCCGCCUUCCACCAGCUCAAGGCGCUCAAGUCCAUGUACCUCUCCGACAACCACUUCUCCGGCCCGCUCCCCGACGGCUUCUUCGCCAACCUCAGCCACCUCAAGAAGCUCUGGCUCGACGGCAACCAGCUCAGCGGCUCCAUCCCGGCGUCCGUCGCGCAGGCCACGUCCCUCCUCGAGCUCCGCCUCGACCGCAACGACUUCACGGGGGAGCUCCCGCCGGCGCCGCCGCCGGCGCUCAAGUCGUUCAACGUGUCGGAGAACGACCUCGAGGGCGUCGUGCCGGAGCCGCUCCGGAGGUUCGACGCCGGCAUGUUCGCCGGCAACGAGUACCUCUGCUUCGUGCCGACCAGCGCCAAGCCGUGCAAGCGCGAGCAGGCCGUGGCGGCCGGCUCGUCGCACAGGCGGGUCGUCAUGGUGCUCGCCACGCUGCUCGUCGUGGCCUUCGUCGCCCUGUGCGCGUGCAGCGGCGGCGGCCAGCCCAGCAGCGGCCGCGACAUGGAGGGCGUCGAGGAGAAGCCGCCGGCGUACAUGGUCAAGCAGGCGUCGAGCACCCAGCAGCCGCAGAAGCGGAGCGCGUCGUGGCUAGGGAGGAGGGCCGGCUCGUCGCUGGGAUUCGGCCACCGGCGGUCGGCGUCCGCCGCCAAGGUGGAAGAUCUGAGCAGCCGGUCCGCCGGGGAUCUGGUCAUGGUGAACACCAGCAAGGGCACCUUCGGGCUCGCCGACCUGAUGAAGGCGGCGGCGGAGGUGAUCGGGAGCGGUGGCCUCGGGUCGGCGUACAAGGCGGUGAUGGCCAACGGCGUGGCCGUCGUGGUCAAGCGCUCCCGCGACAUGAACCGCGCGACCAAGGACGCGUUCCAGGCCGAGAUGACGCGGCUCGGCGCGGUGCGCCACGCCAACCUGCUGCCGCCGCUGGCCUACCACUACCGCAGCGACGAGAAGCUCCUCGUCUACGAGUACAUCCCCAAGGGCAGCCUGCUCUACGUCCUCCACGGCGACCGGGGCAUGGACUACGCGGCGCUCGACUGGCCGACGCGGCUCAGGGUGGCCGCCGGCGUCGCGCGCGGCAUGGCGUACCUCCACGCGGAGCUCGCUGGCCACGAGGCGCCCCACGGCAACCUCAAGUCGGCCAACGUCCUCCUCGCCCCGGACUUCGAGCCGCUCCUCGUCGGCUUCGGCUACUCGGGCCUCAUCAACCACGCGCAGUCCCCGCACGCGGCGUUCGCGCGGCGCGCCCCCGAGUGCGUCGCCGGCCACCCGGUGAGCGCCAAGGCCGACGUCUACUGCUUCGGCAUCGUCCUCCUCGAGCUCCUCACCGGCAAGUUCCCGGCGCAGUACCUCCAGAACGCCAAGGGCGGCACGGACCUCGUCGUGUGGGCGACGUCGGCCAUGGCCGAGGGCUUCGAGAGCGACCUGUUCGACCCAGCCAUCAUGGCCGCGUGGAAGUUCGCCCUGCCGGACAUGAAGCGGCUCAUGAAGGUGGCGGUGGACUGCGUUGAGGCGGACCCGGAGAAGCGGCCGGACAUGAAAGCGGUCGCGGCAAGGGUGGAGGAGGUGGUGGCGACGGCGCUUGCCACGGUGAGGGAGAGCAGCGGCGAUGACGCGGCCAGCAGAAGCUCGCGCGCCGCGUACGUGCGCGAGGGGUCGAUACAGCGGAUCACGAAAGUCGGCGAGCGGUCGUCGCGGCGAGGCAGCAGCGACUACGCGUAUGGCAUCUCGUGAGACGGCAGGGAGGGGCAGCUAGUUGGCCAGAAUCAGAUUUUGUAAGUUCAACCAUUUCUCCCUCUUAUUCAACUUGUAUUUAAAUCCUACU
Molecule: messenger RNA, 2248 nt
Organism: Panicum virgatum (switchgrass)
Lineage: Eukaryota; Viridiplantae; Streptophyta; Magnoliopsida; Poales; Poaceae
Product: pollen receptor-like kinase 3
Exons: 1
Coding region: 70-2157 (695 amino acids)
Biological process (GO): protein phosphorylation
Molecular function (GO): protein binding; protein kinase activity; ATP binding
Source: RefSeq, a predicted model, not a curated record